This is a messenger RNA of Paramuricea clavata, 1326 nucleotides long. NCBI's taxonomy places the organism in Eukaryota, Metazoa, Cnidaria, Anthozoa, Malacalcyonacea, Plexauridae. The record is from the annotation of a GenBank genome assembly.
AUGGCGUCGGAAAGUAGAAUGAAUAUAUUUUUAAAAGCUUUAAGUAAGACUGUGAGUGAUAUAAAAUGUCAUACUCUGAAACCAGAACAGCAAGAAUGCAUCAGAAGGCUAAUCUAUUGUGGUGAAGAUGUCCUUGCGGUUUUACCUACUGGUUUUGAGAAAAGUCUUGUGUACCAACUUCUUCCGACUGUUUACCAAAAUUUGCACUUGCUUGAAACGGGCGAGAUGAAGCAUUUUAUGAUUGUCGUAGUUAGUCCUCUGGAGUAUAUUAGGCAACAGCAGGUUGCAAAUGUGGCAAAGACCAUGUGUGGAGUACGUGCAGCUGCGAUCGGUGAAUCAGAAGAGAACGACAAAAAAAUGCCGGAAGGCAAAUAUAAUAUCGUUUACGGUGGUGCUGAACAAUGGCUCAAUAAUCGAUGGAAGAAAUGCCUACAGUACGGUGGUUUACAUCAGUCUAAAGUAUUGGUAGUGGACGAAGUACAUACAAUUGAAACGUGGUAUGUUGCUCGCAUUUUUGUGAUAAUUAUAACUAAAUUAUUUAUAGCAUGGGCCUGCAUGGCCACACUGGCACCACCACGUUUGAUUUAUAUUUAAAGGUAGUCUACCUGAAAAAUACAACAUGACUAUCUUAGCAACCACAGUAAUCUUCAUAUAUAUUUAACAAUAUGCGAAUUGAUAUGUAUUGUUAUAAUAUGACUGAAUAUAUUUUUUUUUUAUUUAGGGGAAUUGGAAAAAAAGGAAAAGCAGCAUUCCGGGAGGCUUUUGGGCGUUUGUCAGAGCUAAGAUCUUUUCUUGCUAUGCACACACCUGUUCUUGCAUUAACAGCAACUGCAAAUGAGGAAAUGCGUAACCGUUUAGCCAAAUACCUUGGUAUGAAGAGAAUUGAGCAUAUAGUUGUCAGUCCAAAUAAGAACAAUCUAAGAUUUACUGUCUUACGUGCUGAUAAGGAACUCCAUUGCUUUGACUGGCUGAUACACCUUAUGCUGGAGAGAAAAGGAGAAACACCUUUCACUAUUAUUUUUUGUAGAACAGUUAAUGACAUUGUUUCAUUGUUAACACAUUUCUUGAUGCGACUGGAGACCUCUGGUAUUUACACAGACGGUGAGGAACCGGCGCAUGAACGUUGUUUAUUAUUGGGAGUGUAUUAUUCUCAAACGCCAAAGAAUCACAAGGAAAGUGUUAGUUCUUUAUUUGAGGGAUUAGGUGGAAAUGUUCGAUUGGUAUUUGCAUCAACAUCUUUAAGUAUGGGCAUAGACUUUCCACAUGUACAAUAUGUAGUACAUUAUGGUCCAUCUCGCAACUUGACCAGCCAUUUACAGGAAGCAG